AUGGGGCUAUGGAACUACGGCCGAAAAGGCAAGCACGACCGCGAGGCUGGCUCCUCGUCGGGACGCCGCCGCGGCUCAGUGAAGAAGGAGGAGCCCGCGUCGCCAUCGCCACCACGCCGGGCCCCCGCGCCGCCCGCGUUCUCCAUCGCGCCCACGUCUGCCGGCGAGCGCGACCGGCAUUACAUUCGCGCGUCAGUGUGCCGCCGUUAUUGGGAUACGAGGACGCCGCUCCCCUGGAGCGACGUCCAUCUCCCCAAUAACUGGCACCUCUCCGCCGACCGGGUCCCGAUCCCGCCGGUCCUGACGAGCGGCCGUGCGCGCGACGAGGAGAUCGAGCACCCCCGCCGCCUCCUCCCAACGACCUCUUCUACGACCCCAGGCACGGCCCCGACUCCGGGCUCUGGGACACCUGGUUUCGUGAUGAGCACGACACCAGGCGCGCGUCGUUCUUCGCCGGCACGUCGACGGGUCCGUGGCGGCCACGUCGGGAGUGCGCAGCGCCUGCUCCCCAGGAGCGCGGGCGUAGGCGGGUGCGCGGCGUCACGCCCACGCCGUCGCCAUCUCCAUCGCCACCACCACCUCCUCGCAUGA
Aegilops tauschii subsp. strangulata is the source of this 591-nucleotide messenger RNA. NCBI's taxonomy places the organism in Eukaryota, Viridiplantae, Streptophyta, Magnoliopsida, Poales, Poaceae. The record is from RefSeq and is a predicted model, not a curated record.